AUGUGGAUCUUUGGGUACGGCUCGAUUGUGUGGAAGACCGACUUUCCCGUCGAAGAUUCGUUCUUUGGAUAUGUGGACGGAUGGCACCGUCGGUUCUGGCAAGGUAGCCCGGACCACCGCGGUGUGCCGGGUGCAUUGGGGCGCGUUGUGACCCUCAUUAGCGCGGAAGACUUGAAGCAGUUCCGUGACGUGGAUCCGCAUGCGUCAGAGGUUCCUCGAACAUGGGGGCGCAUUUAUCGAGUCCCGAAGGAGGAAGUGCCUGAAAUCCUGGCCCAGCUCGACCAUCGCGAAAAGGCUGGCUACGAUCGGGCUGAAGUCGACGUCCAUUACUUUCUUGGCCCUGCACCCUUGGCCGAGCUGGCGCACGAAAUUGCGACGCGAGUGGGUCCCAGCGGCCCCAACGUAGAGUAUUUUCUCAACCUCUGUCGAUGCAUGCGCAGCAUUGAUGUCCACGACAAGCAUUUGUUGGACUUGGAGCAGCUCGUGCUCGAGCACUACGCGCCACAUGCAGUAGCGUAG
Molecule: messenger RNA, 519 nt
Organism: Aphanomyces invadans
Lineage: Eukaryota; Oomycota; Saprolegniomycetes; Saprolegniales; Verrucalvaceae
Exons: 8
Coding region: 1-519 (172 amino acids)
Biological process (GO): glutathione catabolic process
Cellular component (GO): cytoplasm
Molecular function (GO): gamma-glutamylcyclotransferase activity; glutathione specific gamma-glutamylcyclotransferase activity
Source: RefSeq, a predicted model, not a curated record